AAACAUCAAUUACCGACGGAGAAGAAGUGUUGAUACCACUCAUGACUCACGCUCAUUUCUUGCUGAGGUGCCACGUCGUUUGUUGUGCGAUGUUGUUUGCCACAUGUGGUGUAGCUGAGUUGAGAUGUAAACAACACCAGUAUGUGGACCAGCUGACAAGUACUUGUACAGCAUGUUAUAUACCAUCAGAGCUGGAGAUUGAAGUCUCUCCCUGCAACAGCACUCACAACACGGUGGUCACGUGUGCAGACGGCACCUUCAACUCCGUCACAACCGGUCCUGGCGUCAGCUGCAGGUACUGCGGUGUAUGCGGCACCGGAGACAACCUUGACCGUAACUACGAAAUCAGGUCAUGCAGCCCUACAAACGACACCAAGUGCUGCCCUCGCGGGAAUAUGAAAAUUGGAGCAAAUGGCUCGUGCUAUAACCCUGAUGAGGAACAAAAGCCGAAAAAUGCCGGCGACAGCAACCAGGAAAGUAACGUCAGCAACUUGCAAAAUGACGACACUACCCUGCAAAAUCCCGUCAGCAACCAGAAAAAUGAAAGCAUCCCGCAACCUAACAAAAUCAGCGGGAACAAUUUUGAUCUUGAUUCACAUACACAUAAUAAAGCCAUAAGGAAGAACAUUGACUAUAGAAUUGUGUGA
This is a messenger RNA of Physella acuta, 647 nucleotides long. RefSeq lists its product as uncharacterized. Gene Ontology annotation, molecular function: protein binding. The record is from RefSeq and is a predicted model, not a curated record. Lineage: Eukaryota; Metazoa; Mollusca; Gastropoda; Physidae.